AUGGAAUUUGAAAAUACCGAACCGCUUGAUCGGAACCCUGCAUCGGCCAGUUUCAUUUUCUUUCCUAGUGAAGUUGAGUCGGAAUUCUCGAAACUCGGCCAACAAGUUGCUAGCGAAAAUGCAAAAGCGCCUUACCAACUGGAAAGCAAAACCCCAACCGCAACAAUAGAACGUAUUACUGGCGCGAUGCAGCUGAGAUCGUCUGAUAACAAACGUCGCAGCUGGACACCGAAACGGUUGUCGGAGGAGCUGGCAGCUGCUCUUUCCGAUGUACUUAAUGAAGGUGCUGAGUUCAUACCAAAAAUUGCUCGGAAAUACGGUAUUUCCCCUUCAACAUUGUUAGAAUCCUACAGGCGAAUGAUGCGAGGUAUGUUGCAGUAA
Gongylonema pulchrum is the source of this 381-nucleotide messenger RNA. The record is from the annotation of a GenBank genome assembly. NCBI's taxonomy places the organism in Eukaryota, Metazoa, Nematoda, Chromadorea, Rhabditida, Gongylonematidae.